CGCUGAGCCCGCCCGCUCCUGGCGCCGGGGGGGCCGGGCGUGAGCGCGCGAGGCGGCCCGGGCCGGGCGGCAGCAUGCGGAGCGGCGAGGAGCUGGACGGCUUCGAGGGCGAGGCCUCGAGCACCUCCAUGAUCUCGGGCGCCAGCAGCCCGUACCAGCCCACCACCGAGCCGGUGAACCAGCGCCGAGGGCUGGCCGGCCUGCGCUGCGACCCCGACUACCUGCGCGGCGCGCUCGGCCGCCUCAAGGUCGCCCAAGUGAUUUUGUCCCUAAUUGCGUUCAUCUGCAUUGAAACCAUCAUGGAAUGCUCCCCGUGCGAAGGCCUCUACUUUUUCGAGUUUGUAAGCUGCAGUGCAUUUGUGGUGACUGGAGUCUUGCUGGUUCUGUUCAGUUUCAACCUCCACAUGAGGAUUCCCCAGAUCAACUGGAACCUGACAGAUUUGGUCAACACUGGACUCAGCACUUUCUUUUUCUUUAUUGCCUCCAUCGUACUGGCUGCUUUAAACCACAAGACCGGAGCAGAGAUUGCCGCUGUGAUAUUUGGCUUCUUGGCAACAGCAGCUUAUGCAGCGAGCACUUUCCUGGCUGUGCAGAAAUGGAGAGUCAGCAUCCGCCAGCAGAGCGCCAAUGACUACAUUCGAGCCCGCACCGAGUCUAGAGAUGUGGACAGUCGCCCGGAGAUCCAGCGUCUGGACACGUGAGGACCCCCAGAGUCCUGCUUCUACCACAUGCCCACCUGUCCUUCAAUCAAGUUUUCUUUCUCUGAGCACAUUAGAUCAUCAUGUGAUUCCAUUGAAUUGUGUCCCCUUUGGUAAAAAUUCACUUUGGGAAAGGCUUUCUAAAGUGGCCCAGUGGUCAGCUUUGUGUGGCUGGAGAGGCCUGUAUCCUCUGGCCCUGGGUGGCUGUGGGGGCAGCACCCCUGCUGACCACCCAUGUCCACUCUAGGUCUCAGCUGUCCCAGAGCAUUGGCUCUCAUCCCAGAGCCACUUUGUCAUAUGUAUUUCUGAUGAGUCAGAACUUGGGGUUAAAUGGGGCUGCUAAGUGUCAGGACACGAAGGUCUAGGGUUGCAACAGUCAGCCUUGAUUUCUGGGCAGCCCCUGUAGUGGGCUCUUGGUGGAUGUUAAGUCUGUCUGCCAGGAUCCACCCUCCUCAUCGUCUUCCAUACCUGGGGUGCCCGAAGGCCACGUGGGAUUCUGAGGAUCUUGGUGAUGGAUGUGUUGGUGGAUCUCUUUGCUGUGUCUGUGUGUUGCAGGGACAGGAAAAGCUGGUGUUCUGUGGGGACAGCUCCAUGGGACACUGACUUAUGGGAAGGUCACCAUUUUUCUCCCACCUUGCUGAGAAAUCAUUUGAUUCUUCCUCAAAAGGACCACCUUCCUAAGUCCCAGACUCAUCCAGUGAUAUGGGGACCAUGUUGUUUGCCAGUUUCCUGCCUACCCUAAAUACCUGGAGGCUGAAUUGCAGAGUUCCUGCAGUUUCAUCUUCUUAGGUAAAAGCCACGAAGAUAACAUAGCCCAUUCCACCAGCCAAAGCACUUGCCAGCCUGCUGGCCUCCUGGACAACAUAUGGGAAGUUUUUGUGUGUGUGUGUUUGUGUAUGUGUGUGCACUCACACAUGUACACACACACACACACACCUCUGUUUUAUGGAUAUGAACUAACUUUCUAAAUACCUGAGAAGAGUUCUAAAGUCAUUCUGGGUAGACUUGUUUAGGAUUCAAGCAUACUUGAAUUUUUACCAGGGCAUGUCCUUCCACGGAUGUUCCAAGGCACUAAUUGUUGCUUUGGAUGUUAUCAUUAUGAACAUCAUUCUUGGAAGCUGUUGGGGGAAAAAUUCUAGUUUUUUGAUUGGUUCUUGAUAAAGUGAGGAUUAUUUUUGUGGUGAAUGAGUUAAAUAAGCCCCUAGGAUGCUGUAGUUUUUGUGUUGUUAGAGAGUAAUUUUAUCUUUUAUGGAAAAACUAUCUUAAUUUGUCAGGUUUUUCACUCUAAACCAUUGUAAUGUUUACAGACCUCACUCUAGCUCUAGUAUUUUGGAAUUAGCCCUACUGAGGAAAAGACAUUGUUGGCAGGAAGGUCUUGCAGUAGUGUGGAGAGCCCCCAGGAUCUUGUACCAAGGAUGGCUCAUAGCCCCACAGUGUGCUAAGAACUAAACAGCCGAGAAGGGGGUGGUACACAUGUUUAGCUUGGGGAGGAGAACACGUGAUACGUCUCUCUAAGCCUGUGUGGCACUGCAGUCUUCAGGAAAGAACAGUAUCUGAGUUAACAGUGAAGAGGGCCUGCUGGUCAGUAGAUGGCAGUCUGGUGGUCAGGGCCCAAGGUCCGCUCCUUAAACCCAGUGUCCAUCACAGUCCACUUCUGCUGUGGUUCCUGUCUGGGGCAUGGCCCAGGUCGCAUGGCCCAGGUCACAUGGCCAAGCUUGUGUCUGGUUUCAGGGGCUGACCCAGCUAGUCUUAGUGGUAACUCCUACCCCUCCCUGCGUCUCCCACAGAGGGUAGGCUGGGUCUGGCCCCAUGCCUGGUGAGUCCGGUGGAGCCUACUUCACAUGUCUGUCUGAGUCAGAUCACCUCAUGCUUCCCCAGCUUUGAAUUUAUUAGAUGGGGUGAUAUGGGGGGAUGAUGGCAUCUGGAUUUUAUCUGUUCAUUUUACAUGUUUAUUUGAGUGUGUCUGCAUGAUCAAAAAUGGGCUUAUCUUCCUCUGAGAAUUCCAUUCAAAAUCAGUUCACAAAGACCCAGCCAUGCAUCAGCUGGGGCCCACUUGGAAGGACCACCCUGAGCUUUAUCAGGAAUCUGCCAGGAGUCAUAUUACUUGGCCUUGGUAGAAGGCCACUUUUGAAGUGAGUUUGAAAAAAAACAAUUUAGGCGGGAUUGUUGCCUGAGUUUCCCCUGGUCAGCUCAGUAAAAACAGUUUCUCAUCUGGUGAAAAGGUACAAUGCCUGGCCUCCUGAGGAUGUACUUUCAGCUGAAAGGAAGAGGUCUGAGGCCCAAGAAGACAGUAAGUACCCAGGGAGGCUAGGAAGCCAUGCUGUCUUGUGCCCAGACAGGCUUGGGAGUUAAUUUGCAUCUUAGAGAUAGAAAUCUUUGGCAUUAUUUAUGUCUCAGUAACUAUUUAAUUCCUUUGUGAUAUGAGGCUUCCCAAGGGUUUUGUAAAUGUAUUUCCUUGUUCUAUUUAAUUAGUUCUCAUCAAAUCAGAAGUGGCCUGUAUACGUUCUGAGUGAGCAGAGUGCACUGAGUGUACUGAGGGUGUGGCCUGAGGAACAGUAAAGAAGGAUGAUGGUCAUCUGCAGUGCUGUCAAGACACCUGUAUUUUUCUUAGUUGUCUCUAAGUUUUGGGGUCUUAAAUUGAUCUCUGCAAAUUGAAGGAAACAUGUUGUGUGUGUGUGUGUGUGUGUGUGUUGUGUGUGUGUGUUGUGUGUGUGUGUAUGGGCA
Dipodomys spectabilis (banner-tailed kangaroo rat) is the source of this 3422-nucleotide messenger RNA. RefSeq names its product CKLF like MARVEL transmembrane domain containing 4 (gene Cmtm4). The coding region runs from base 75 to 701 and encodes 208 amino acids. The record is from RefSeq and is a predicted model, not a curated record. Gene Ontology annotation, cellular component: membrane. The transcript is spliced from 4 exons. NCBI's taxonomy places the organism in Eukaryota, Metazoa, Chordata, Mammalia, Rodentia, Heteromyidae.